AUGCUGCGCAUCCUGGGCCUUGCUGCGCUGAGCCCCGCGCUUGGGGAGGAGUUUCUUAGCAGGAAGAGCGCAGGCACCUCAGCCAGGUGCUUGCUGCGGGGCUGGGCGGAUGACUCGCAGUGCGAGGAGAUGGUGAAGAUUGCGCAGGACUGUUUCUCAUGGAACCCCAUCGACACCUCCAACGUGGGCAGCUUGCAGGGAUCCCUGGGCGAUGCCACGGAGUGUGUGCUCUACAACCUGAAGCUGAAGUGGAACUGGGCACCCGAGCUGUCAGGUUCUGGCUCCAACACCGGUGGCCCUUACGACGUGUAUGGCCAGGGCAACAGCAUCAUCGGGGUUGACACGCCCUCGGGCAAGUGGCAGUUCAUUCUGCACAAGGGCGAGGGCCAGGGCGGGGAUCACGGCAGUUCCGGGACGGCGACGGCGCAGAGCUUGCACCGGGGUGACGCCACUCCGGCACAAGAGAAGGACCUGCUGAAAUUCACCGAGCGCUGCUUCAGCAAGCACAACGUGGACACCUCCAACUUGGGUGCCCUGCAGGGAUCCCUGGGCUCUGCCAUUGGCUGUGUUCUGUCGAAGUGCGAGAAGAAGUGGGGCUGGAAACCGACGCUUUCCCAGUCUGGCUCCAACACUGGUGCGGGCUAUGAUGGCUUUGGGCUCAGGGCUACCGUCAUCGGUGCAGAGACCAGCACCGGCAAGUGGCAGUUCGUUGUCCACUUGAAGUUCUAG
Messenger RNA from Effrenium voratum, 729 nucleotides. Lineage: Eukaryota; Dinophyceae; Suessiales; Symbiodiniaceae. The record is from the annotation of a GenBank genome assembly.